This is a messenger RNA of Paramuricea clavata, 1012 nucleotides long. Lineage: Eukaryota; Metazoa; Cnidaria; Anthozoa; Malacalcyonacea; Plexauridae. The record is from the annotation of a GenBank genome assembly.
AUGAGGUUAGAAAUUUUAGAAAAUUCAGCGAUUAUCGGAAACAAUAAGAUCAGAACGCUUAUUCCAGACGAUUGUAGCGAAGUAUAUUUUAUGGCAAAGGACGUAGCACUUGCACUCGGAUACAAGGAUACAUCCAAAGCCGUUACAACAGAUACAGACGAAAGAUCGAGAGUUAGAUAUGAAAAUGUAGAAGGUGGGCGAAACGCCCACCUUCCCACAAUGCAUCCUGAUACGAUAUUUAUCACCGAAUCUGGUAUUUACGAUCUUGUAUUUGGUUCAAAAUUACCCGCCGCUAAGGAAUUCAGAUGGUGGGUUGUAAGCGAUGUUCUUCCAUCCAUUCGGAAAACGGGAAGGUAUGCACUACCCGGUGUUAUGGAAGCUAUCGAUAACGUUAAGGAUGAAAAAUUACGUCAACUUUCCGAGAAAGAACGGAAAGAAGGACGUACCAAACUAAGACAUAAAAGUAAUAUUGUAAAAGAUCCGAAAGCAGUUUUACGUGGAAGGAAAGGUGGAUUAGCCGCGCAGGAAAAUAUUAGACAGACCAGAAAAGAUCUGGAAAGAAAAGAAUCUCAAGUUUGCGAUCAGGGAAAAGAAAUUACUGAACUCAGAGAAAAGGUAUUAUACCUACUAGCUGAAAUAGACGAACUCGAAGACGAGAACGAAAAACUCUAGAUUGAAAAUAAAAAAAACUUAAAGAACAAUAAAAAAAAAAAAAAAAAAAUUUUUCACUUAAUAAAUAAAAGAGAGAAUGGAUGAUCUGAAUUUGUUUGGUAUUACCUUACUGACCGCAAGUGUUUUAAGUGUUUCAUAUAUCCAGGAUGUGAUGACGAGUUUAUGGAUUCCAGGAAAAAGUGCGAUGUCGACGGGUCUUAUCGCUGGCGGAGGUACGUUUGUCAUAACGUAUUUAACGGGACUUAGAAACGAAGUAACAUCCCUGGAAAAUGAAAUGGACGAACUCGAAGACAAGAACGAACGACUUCGGGUCGAAAAUAAAAUUUUAAAAGAACGAUAA